CACCCAAAACAGGAAGAGUCGCUUGGUUAGCAGCAACCCUUCCAAGGAGUGGUGUGGCGUAAAUAGGCUCGAGUUUUCCAGGAUGAAACAAUGCCCUCCUUCUGUUGAAGACGGUGUCUGGAAGCUAAUGAAUUUGUGAAUAAAUUUAUGACAGUGAUCAUUUCGCUAUGACUGUGUUAUGAAGGAGUAGCUGUCUCAUAAGGCUUUGUUAUUGUUAUUGUUGUUGACAGUUGUGAUCACGCAGACUAAAGGAAACGUUAGAUAAGUUGAGCUCCACAGCAAUACCCACCUCUCUCCUCGGGGCUGCCGAUUACAAGACUCUAGCAUGCCAAAGGAGGCAGACCACCUUGAGGGUGAAGCAGACAAGGAGUCGAAGGAGGAGAGGGCACAGGAUGCUUGUGAGGAAACAGUGAGGAAUACAAUCCGAGCAAAUACUCCACAAGCCAGCCCCCCUAGGUUUGUCUCUGUGGAAGAGCUGAUGGAGACUGCUGAAAGAGUCACCAACAUGGCUUUGGCUCAUGAAAUAAUGGUUAACCAGGCUUUUCAAGUCAAACCUGCAGAACUUCCUGAAGGAAGUUUGGAGCGCAGAGUGAAGGAAAUUAUGCACAAAGCAUUCUGGGAUUGUUUGGAAGCACAGUUGAAGGAGGAUCCACCAUCUUACGGACAUGCCAUCAAACUACUCGCUGAGAUCAAAGAGACACUGCUGUCCUUCUUGCUCCUGGGCCAUGGUCGUCAGCGCUCCCGUAUCGAGGAGGUUCUGGACCUGCCUCUAAUCCAGCAGCAGGCUGAGAAUAGAGCUCUUGAUAUUGGUCGCUUGUCCCAGUUCAUCGUUGGGAUGAUGGGCUUGCUGUGCGCCCCCUGCAGAGACAAGGACAUCAAUAAGCUAAAGGAGAUCUCAGAUAUUGUGCCUCUGCUCAAGGCGAUAUUCUCAGUUCUGGACUUGAUGAAGGUAGACAUGGCUAACUUUGCCCUGACCAGCAUCAGGCCUCAUCUGAUGCAGCAGUCUGUUGAGUAUGAGAGGAAAAAAUUCCAGGAGUUUCUGGAGAAACAACCAAAUGCCUUAGACUACACUGAGAAGUGGCUUGAGGACACAGUGAAAUGCUUGAGAGAGGCUGGGCUGGAUGGUUCUAGUGCUGCCUCAUCUGACCCUCCCUCACUCCUCUCCCUUAAUGUCCAUAAUCAUGCGUAUCUACGCCUGCUGAGGUGGGACCAUACCUCAGACCCCUUCCCAGAGACAGUGUUGAUGGAUCAGGUUAGGUUCCAGGAGAUGAGGCUGGAGGCUGAUCGGUUAGUUCUGCUCUCCUCUGUGCUCCUGAUUGUCUACACUACAACAGGGGAGGCCAUUUCUGGCCUCCCGGGGCUGAUGGAGACUCUUAAAAAUACCAUCAAUAUAAUGCUUGCAGACAUGCACACAGCAUCUUUCAGUGCACAUGAGGCUUUAGCGACCAUCGGAGAGAAACUGUGUGUUGAGCUAAGUCAGUGUCUAAGCCAACAUGGCUACUCUCCAUUCUCUGCUGACCGGAAGAGCAUUUUGAGGGGACAAAUCUCAGCUACCAUCCAGCCAGACAACACAGUCCGCAAGCUGAUGGAGUCUCGGCUUCAGACCUACCUCCUAGCUUCCCUGGAGUACAGUCAACAUAAGACCCCUCCUCCUCUCCCAGGAGGUCUGGCUCCAGUCAGCAGGGAGCUGAAGGAGCUUGCUGUUCACUUCAGUCGCCUUGUCAACUUCAACAAGCUGGUCUUCUCCCCGUUCUACCAAAAAAUUCUCCAGAAAAUACUGACAGCAGGGGAGAGUCCUGACACGGAGAUGUAAAAACUACAAUGUGGAAUUAUAUUUAUGUGCAAAGUGGUCUGUAGUUUUGAAAUUUCCCUCACUAGUAACAUUUAAAAUUUAGUGAAAUUAGUUGAGUAAGCUGAUCUGUAAUCAGUUGAGAAAAGCCAGCUCCCUAGAGCGUUCACCUAAAACUUACAUAACUAAAAAAUACUGGCCACCAACUCUAUUACAUUAACUCACAGUGUUGCUUAUUUGAUAAAUCUCAGGCCUCAUAAAUGUGACCUCAAGAUAGUUAUCUUGCAUAAACUUGUGUUCAGUAUUACUAGCAGGGCUGGGUUAUGGCGUUUAAUUAGUCUCAAAACCCGCAUGCAUAAAAACCAGGUGCAUGCAUGCGAUACGAGUACACAGGACAGUAAGCGCGAGCACAAAAACAACAUUUCUGCUCCGUGUGCACAACUGCAGUCCCAUGAGCACAGGGGUGUGACGAGCGCGAGCUCAAGCUUCCAUACACACUUGGAACUGCUCAAGGGUCGUUCGAUUGUUCGUCAAGCCGAUUUAACUUUUAAUCGAACCACACUCCUUUCUGUAGUUACAUUUUAGAUAUUCAUAAUAGCAUUUCUCUUGGUCAAAAUUGUAUUCUCAAUAGUCAGAAUGAUAAUUAAAGAUAUCCACAAUAACAUUCUUACUAGAAAAAAUUGUAUUUCAGGAUAUCUACAACUUUGAUUUUAAAAGUCUAAACUAAAGAUAUGUCUAAAGACCUCAAAAAGUAUGUGAAGGUUUUAACAUUUAACAGCUAGACUGGGCAUAUAUUGCAGAUAUCUGUAAUUCAGUUUUUCCUAGUCAAAAGUAACAUUUCAGAUAUCCACAAUUUUUCCUAUCCACAAUUGUCAUUACAGAUAUCCACAACGUCACUUGUCAUCACUUUUGCCAUUAAUGUGCAUUGGACUUUCAAUUUCAGAUAUCCACAAUUACAUUUUUGAUAUCCAGAAUGUUCAGUCUUGUGCACUCAGAGCAUAAAUGCUUCCUUGCAAGGACGGUUUUUGCAGAUACUGUUCUGUGUACUUGUAUCAUUUGCAUGCACCUGUUUUUUAUGUGCACAGGUUUUGAGACUAAUUAAAUGCCAUACUAGGUAUCAUUAUAUAGUUGGAUACCCAUGCCAAUACAAUUCCUUGGUUUUAGUACAAAUACCACAACAAGACUUACUGUUAUGGUUACCACACUUUGCAUAGUAUAAGCAGAUUUCUUUCUAAAAAAAACCCCAAAAACUGGCUAAGUAUAGUAUGAAAUUUACAAAACCGGGAAGUACAUUCUCAAAUAUCUAAUUAAAGAUUAAGUUUACAAGACAAGGAUCAGGAUUCAUUUAUCAGGUGUCAUAGAGUAGGAAAUCAGUUCUCACUUGCCAACAAUUUUCAGAGCUAAGUAUAUUUGUCUUGCUUUUGGGCCUAGAAUCAUUUUAUCAAUGUUCAUAGCCCAGGAAAACAGCCCAUAUCUCUGCACAUUUUUAGGAGUUACAGAGGUGUCCCAAACUGUCUGGAGAUGCCAGGAGAAGGCCUACAGGCAGAGAUGUGAGCACAUUCCAUAGUAGGAGAGAAAACUUGGAAACGCUUGAUGACAAUGAGCUUGUUAAAGGAAUAUUUUGACAUUUUGGGAAAAAAAUUUUUAUUAGCUUUCUAAGUGAAAGUUAGAUGAGAUCAUCAAUACCACUCUCAUGUCUGUCUGGUAAAUAUAAGGCUACGGCCAGCAAUGGAUUUGCGUAGCUUAGUACAAAGAAUGCAAACAGGAAAACAACUAGCUUUGUUCAGUCCAAAGGCUACAAAAUCAGUCUACGGGCACCUCUGAGGCUUGCUAGUUAACACAUUGUAUCUCAUUUUUUAAAUAUGUACAAAAACUUAAGUCUAAAAACAACAAAUUGUGGUUUUACUGGAGGUUUUGUUCUGGACUAUUAGCUGAGCUAUAGUCUUGAGGCCUGUAUUAAGAAGUAGGAUUUGGGGUUAGUGAGGUAACUGAAGGGGUUAACCCUGGGUUUUCAGGGUUACGACAGUGGUUCACUCUUUACCGGGGUACAUCAUCUUUGUAACUGCUGCACACCUAACCUGCUCCAUUGAGCUUAGUGCGCGGAUCGUGAGAGGGUCUUUUUGGAGGGGAAGAGUGUUCAGAGGCUGUCAAAGCCCUUGAGCUUUCCUGACUAUUUUUUUUUAUAUGAUCGACCAUCAUUAUUGCAGAGGGCCAAUUCCUCAGCAGGAGUGUACUCCUGUCUAGGAGGGCCCCCUUCUGUCUUCCUCAUUUCAUUUUUUGUUCCUGUCAUUGUGCUUUUGUAUACUGAUUUCAUCCUACAACAGAGACUGAUUGAAGAACUAAAGCCUUAUACUUGUUGUACUUAUAAGAUAUUAAAGUAAGCCUACUUACUGCUUUGAAAUAUGUUUUAUAUUUAUGUAUUUUUAAGGCCAAAUUGUCAUACACGCCCUAAGAAUACAUCUAGGCAACACAUUCAUUUAAUGGAAUUCACAAAUGUAAUUAUAGUCAGACCUACUUGUGCCCUAAUGAUGGGGCAGUGAUAUCAUGAGCCUAUUAACUUAUGCAUUCACACAUUUGGCGAUUUUUUUUUGCCGGCUGUCAUUCCUGCAUUUAGCAGCUGCAAGUCUUGCUUUUAACCUGGAAUAUGUGUAUAACUUCGUAUUUUUCUAAUAUAGUUUGCUCUUCCUUUGUCAAAGAUGCCGAUUUGCUGCCAGUAGACUUGUCCAUGUUUGCGAUUGGUCAUAUGGUGCAAACACCACCCCUUUCACGUGAACGCGCUCGAGAAAACCUGGGUUGACUUACCGAGUGGAUAACCACCAUCGUUUGACCGCUUAGUG
This is a messenger RNA of Xiphias gladius (swordfish), 4626 nucleotides long. It is a transcript of the gene tcp11l1, whose product is annotated as t-complex 11, testis-specific-like 1. The record is from RefSeq and is a predicted model, not a curated record. Gene Ontology annotation, biological process: signal transduction. Bases 326 to 1813 code for a protein of 495 amino acids. The transcript has 10 exons. Lineage: Eukaryota; Metazoa; Chordata; Actinopteri; Istiophoriformes; Xiphiidae.